UUCCCUAAUUUUUCAUCAUGUUUCAUUUGGUUUAAAGGAAUGCAUGAAUCCCUGCUGCAACGCUACUACCUGCACUCUGAAAGGCGAUGCUGUCUGCGCACAUGGGCACUGUUGCCAGGACUGUCAGCUGAAGCCGGCAGGAACGCCGUGCCGUGAACCCAGUAACUCCUGCGAUCUGCCCGAGUUCUGCACAGGCGGCAGUCCCCACUGCCCUGCCAACGUCUACCUGCACGACGGCCACUCCUGCCUCAACGUUGACGGCUACUGUUACAACGGCAUUUGCCAGACCCACGAGCAGCAGUGUAUCACUCUGUGGGGCCAAGGAGCCAAGCCAGCUCCAGGGAUCUGCUUUGAAAGGGUCAACUCAGCAGGGGACCCUUAUGGCAACUGUGGCAAGGAUUCAAAGGGCUCCUUUGCAAAAUGUGAAGCACGAGAUGCAAAAUGUGGAAAAAUCCAGUGUCAAGGUGGAGCAAACCGCCCGGUUAUCGGCACCAACGCCGUUUCCAUCGAAACGAAUAUACCCCUGCAGGAAGGUGGAAGGAUAUUGUGCCGAGGUACUCACGUCUACUUGGGUGAUGACAUGCCUGAUCCAGGCCUGGUCCUGACGGGGACCAAGUGCGGAGACGGAAUGAUGUGUCUGAAUCGUCGGUGCCAGAACGUCAGCGUUUUUAGUGUGCACGAGUGUGCAGCCAAGUGCAGCGGCCGAGGGGUGUGCAAUAGCAACAAAAACUGUCACUGUGAGGCUCACUGGUCUCCUCCCUUCUGUGACAAGGCAGGUUUUGGAGGAAGUGUGGACAGCGGCCCCAUCAGGCUGGCAGACAGCAGGAAUCUGGCUGUGGGUAUCCUGGUGGCUCUCCUCACCGUGCUGGUGGCAGCUCUGAUCGUCUGCGUCAAGCGGAAAACCCUGAUUGGCCUCCUGUUCGCCAGCAAGAAGGAUCAAAUGGAGAAGCUCAGAUCAGAAAGCGCUCCAGUCAACGGACCGUCGGCUCCAAAGCAUCACCCGUCUUCUCCGACCCGACCGGCCCCACCUCUGCCCCACAGUGCCACCAUCUUCAAGGUGACAUCUUCAUCUACCAAACCCCCUAAACAAAUUGCAAACGGCAUCCCUACUGUAUCCGUCUGAACAAAGCGGAGGAUUAGCGCGUCAGUUUUCUGCCGAUGUUGCAGCGGCUCCCACAAAUCAUCCUCCGCUGAAUUGAUGUGUUGUUUUCACACAAACGGCAGCUCGUUCAAAUCCAAUUAAGUCAUCCCACUGAACGUGGAUGUACGGAGGAGGCAGUGAUAAUGGAGUGCGGUGGUGAGCGAACGGCGGGGGUUUGGGGGGGAGGGGGGCUUAGGACACGCAAAUGCAUUUCUUGUCAUUAGCAGCUGCCUGCUCAGAGAGAAAUUGAUUUAUCUGCGUGUGAGGAAUGUCGAGCUGCUCAGUUGACACCUUAAAGUAAUUUUGUUGCUAAUAAUUGUGAGACAGAGGCCACGUUCUCUGCUGUAAUGACUCUCGUGGCUGCUUCGCUGCGUGCUUUGACCGCUCCAUUAUCGCCCCAGCGCUAACAGGAAGUGAUCUGAUGGAUGUGGAGGUUGCUCAAGAGCAAAGCCUAAGAUGUUAGGUUAGAGCAGACACUUGUGUUGUAAUAUGUGUCCGAUGCAAAGUUUUCUUUCGAUUUUAGUUUGUCCCUGUAUUAUCAAAAAUUUUAAUGUUUCGCUUGAUUUUUAUCUGAAAUACCAACACAUCGGUUUAUAAAUCAUUUUAACCUUAAAAAUCCUAAAAAGUGCGGCAGGCAUUUGUAUUCAGUCGCCCUCUUUUUCGUUUCUUAUUCGGGGAGCCAUGUCUCGUUUUCUUUAGCUUCCACAGUCGUUCAAUACUUUUUGUUGGCGUAUCAAAUAAAAUCUGUGCUCUUCCUACGCCCCCCCCCCCCCCC
This is a messenger RNA of Poecilia latipinna (sailfin molly), 1916 nucleotides long. Its product is annotated as disintegrin and metalloproteinase domain-containing protein 12-like. The transcript has 8 exons. The record is from RefSeq and is a predicted model, not a curated record. NCBI's taxonomy places the organism in Eukaryota, Metazoa, Chordata, Actinopteri, Cyprinodontiformes, Poeciliidae. Bases 44 to 1123 code for a protein of 359 amino acids.